Trametes versicolor FP-101664 SS1 is the source of this 1671-nucleotide messenger RNA. RefSeq lists its product as uncharacterized. The coding region runs from base 1 to 1671 and encodes 556 amino acids. The transcript has 4 exons. NCBI's taxonomy places the organism in Eukaryota, Fungi, Basidiomycota, Agaricomycetes, Polyporales, Polyporaceae. The record is from RefSeq and is a predicted model, not a curated record.
AUGCCACGAGUGCACGUUACCGCACAGGAAGACAUCUGUCAGAUCGUGCUUCCAGGAGAUGAGCCGCCGUGUGUUCAGCCAGGGCGCCGCAGACGCGACGGGAGCCGUCCCCAUCUUUGCGUGCCCCAUCACAAGGAGUACAGACGGCUAACGAAGGAAUACAAGGAGACAUCCAGCAAAGGGCGACUGCUGUAUAAGCGCGUCCGCGCUUUACUCCAGGACCUACACCUCGGGCACUUGUGUAAGCUGGCCAACGUGGACGAGGCACUAGAGGCCACGAACCGUUGCAUCGAGGUCCUGAGUACGGAGAUCCGUCAACGACAAGAACAUCAAAAACGGUUCUUCGCUCAGAUGGACGGUGGACACCAGCGGUGGAUGCGGACACUACUCAGUGAGGUGUGCGAGGUAAAAGAUAUUGCCAGACAACUCCAUCAACAGAAGACGGCGCUCGUCGAAGAGCAGCAACGAAUCGCCGAGGAGACGGCACUUGCGGAGGAGAAACGCAUCGCGGAUGAACGUACUACCGCGGAGAUGCGCCUGGCGGAGGAGCAGCGCCUUGCGGAGGAGAGACGCCUCGCGGUGGAGCGACGCCAUGCCGAGGAGAGGCGAAUAGCCGAAGAAAAGAAGAGGCUUACGGACGAAAAGCGUGCAGCAGCUCAUAUGCGACAGCUUGAUAUCGAGAAACAUCAAGCAGAAGAGAGGCGCUUCGCUGAGAGUAGAGCGAUGCAGAGGUGGUAUGCGGAGAGGGAUCGUACAGAAACUCUGAAGCGCCUCACGCAAGAAAGGCAGCUUGCAGCAAACAGGGAGCUUGCGGAGAAGCUGCAUGCAGAGGAAGAGGGCCUUGCCCAGGAGAAGCGCUUUGCGGAGGAGCGUCGCGAGUGGGAAGCAGCAAACCGAGGCUCCCGUGCCCUUUCGACCGAUUCGCGCGUCUUCCCCACCAGAGCCUUCCACUACGACCGCUUUGUAAACGCGACGACCAACCCCACUCCCCCAAACACUACCUUCUUAGUAUGCGUUGCAUAUCGUACUCACGCAUCCAAGUACGGUCGCGUGCGGUGUACCGAGGAAGCCUCGGACACUACGAGUUCCCGAUGUCAGGAGCACAGGGGCGAGUAUGACCAGACUAUCUCCGAUCUCCGCGCUGCAAAGGACGAGCAUCGCACCUUGUCUGUGAACCUCCACUACAUCCAUUCGCAGCAGCUCCGCAGUAUCAAGGCAUGCACGCUCGCUCAACUCUCCCAAAGCAUUGCCGAUAUCACUCGGUACCUCUCACUCGCAGACACCAUCAAGGUGCUCACAACGACAGUGAGAAGGCUGGAGGGAUACCCGCAAUCGAACGCAACGGACAACGCAGCGGGUACGAUUGAAUCCCGCGGCCUGCUCGGCCGGGAAGGCAUCGAGGAUCUUCUCGCUGAUCUUCAGGACGCGGAGUGGAAGCUACUCAGACCCGAGCGCGCGAGGGCGAGCCAGUCGAUAUCCGCGACGCCGGCCCAGCCCGAGUGCAGCUGGCAAGUAGUCAAAACGGAAGAUCCAAACCCAACCACAAAUCAAACAACAUCCCGCCGAAAUCCUCCCGAGUCGGAAGACGAAGACACCCGCCGAGGGGGAGUUAAGAUGGCGACCAAGAUUGUGCAUCGAGUUGCCGCGUUUUUCCAUCUCAGACACCAAUAA